This is a messenger RNA of Drosophila grimshawi, 2258 nucleotides long. RefSeq lists its product as uncharacterized. The record is from RefSeq and is a predicted model, not a curated record. Gene Ontology annotation, molecular function: carbohydrate binding; actin filament binding. Bases 184 to 2133 code for a protein of 649 amino acids. Gene Ontology annotation, biological process: actin cytoskeleton organization. The transcript has 8 exons. Lineage: Eukaryota; Metazoa; Arthropoda; Insecta; Diptera; Drosophilidae.
AGUCGAUGAUAAAUCGCCAAAGCGAAAACAUUAAUAUUGAACAGCGAUAGGGAAAAGCCCCCAAAUCAAAGUCAGAUAUAUUAAUAUUUAUAAUAAAUUGAAUAUCCUGUUUAACUUAUUUGAACUGUGGCUUCUAACUGGAAAGCAAAGUUGGAUCGAUAAGACAAGCAUUUCAAGAACGAAAUGGAGGCCGAAUAUAAUCUUGGCGAGCAUGCACAAUGGAAAGAAAUCCAACAGAACACGUUCACAAGGUGGACCAAUGAGCACCUGAAGACAGUUGGUAGUUCCUUGGACAACUUGGAAACGGAUCUGUCGGAUGGUCUCCGUUUGAUUACACUGGCAGAGGUGCUGUCGCAAAAGCGAUUGCCUCCUCAUAAUGCUCGUCCCACAUUCCGUGUCCAGAAAUUGGAGAACGUUUCGGUUGCUCUGACGUUUUUCCAAAAUGAGGGCAUUAAAAUUGUGAAUAUUGACGCUUCGAAUAUUGUUGACGGCAAUUUGAAACUGAUAAUGGGUCUGAUAUGGACGCUUAUUCUGCACUACUCGAUAUCGACGCCGAUAUGGGACGAUGACAAAGAGCAGCCACCAACUGAAUCGGUUCAAACACCCAAGCAGCGUCUACUGACUUGGAUACAAAUGAAAAUACCCGAUAUGUGUAUUAAUAACUUCACCAAAGAUUGGACCACAGGCAAGCCAAUAGGCGCUUUGGUGGAUGCCUGUGCGCCAGGCUUGUGUCCCGACUGGGAACUGUGGAAUCCCGUGGAGUCAGUACGGAAUGCCACCGAAGCCAUGGUCUUGGCAGAUGAUUGGUUGGAUGUGCGUCAGCUGAUAACGCCGGCCGAACUGGUCGAUCCCAAUGUGGAUGAACAAUCGGUGAUGACUUACUUGGCACAAUAUCCCAACUGCAAACUAAAGGAUGGUGCUCCAUUGAGGCCUAAGACGGAUCCCAACAAUUUUCCUAUUAUUGAAGCACCAAUUGUGGCUGUGAUUGAUCCUAUCAUUGAAUCCACGCCUGCUGAGGUUUUUCCUGGCGUUGAAGCAGUUCCUGCUGAACUCUAUCCGGGCGAUGAAUCUUAUCCUGCUGAAGUUUAUCCUAGCGUUGAUCCAGUUCCUUCAGAACUGCUUCCUGCUGAGUCGUAUCCUGGCAACAGGCCUUCAGGUCCAGUUGUUGGUGAACCUGCCAUCAUUAUUAUGGACACAUUACCCAUAGAUGAAGCGGAUUAUUUUACGGAAAUCGGUCAGCUUUAUGAAGGCGCUACAUUUUUGUUUACCGGACUUGUUAGCCUUAAUUGCGACAGAUUCUCCAUCAACUUUGUGCAUGGCAAUAAUAAUCGCGAUGUAGCGUUGCACAUCAAUCCCCGAUUUUUUGAACAACGGAUUAUAACUAACACCGAAAUACAUAAUAAAUGGGGUCGUGAGGAAAUUCCCGCAACGCUGCCCUUUUUGCUUGGCCAAGGUGAAAGAUUCGCAAUUCAGGUGCUGGUCACUCAAACCUGUUAUCUGAUAGCGAUAAAUGGACAUCAUUUGUCAGCGUAUUCGCAUCGUUUAGCCUAUGAUGCAGUCAGAUUCCUAGAGGUGAAGGGGGACGUGGGAGAAGUAAGGAUGCAUAGCUCCAUGGUGCGGGGCUAUCCACAAAGUUUCUUUGAAACGGCGAUACCACCUCACGUCUAUUUUGAUGUGUUGCCCAUGUAUCGUUUUGCCGAUGAUUUUGCCGAAGUUGGCCAACUUGACGUAGGCGACAGCUUUACGUUUAGCGGCCUAAUUCCAAAGAAAUCCAAGGAGUUCGAGAUCAACUUCUUGUGUAACAACGAUACAAAUGAUGUCGCUUUCCACAUGAAGUCACUUUUCUCGCAUAAGCGCAUUAUACGCAACUCCAAAAUUUACAAUGUUUGGGGUCAUGAGGAACAGAGCACUACGCCGUAUCGCCCGGGAGAGAGAUUUGCGGUUCAAGUACUGGUGACGGACUCGUGCUACCUCAUUGCCAUAAAUGGUCAACACUACACACAGUAUUCCCAUCGAUUGCCCUAUAAUUCGGUUGCCACAUUGGAAGUCAAGGGCAAUAUGCAGGAUGUUCAAAUGCAGCGCUCAACGGUUCACGGCUAUCCACAAUACACCUUGAAAAGGCAAAUCUUUUAAAGCUAGUAGCAGCGAGCACAUUUUGUGGAAUACGAAAAAUAUGCCUGUGAACGAUCGAUAAAAAUGCAUAUAGGAGUUAUAUUAAAGCAAUUGUUAGCUAACAAUUUUUCAAGCAUUUUCUAAUA